Mus caroli (Ryukyu mouse) is the source of this 1152-nucleotide messenger RNA. RefSeq names its product centromere protein Q (gene Cenpq). Gene Ontology annotation, cellular component: nucleus. NCBI's taxonomy places the organism in Eukaryota, Metazoa, Chordata, Mammalia, Rodentia, Muridae. The record is from RefSeq and is a predicted model, not a curated record.
CUGAUGACGUAAAGACAUACGCUCCGCAGGCCGGCCUUCUCUACACAAGUGUGUUCGCCUUCCUCACUGACGCUUCCGGUUCCCAGGUCCUGGAAGUUCUCCGUCUCUUCCGGUUGUUUGGGCGGAUUAAGUCAGAAGCGCGACUUUUGAGUCCGAGAAGCAACCGCGACGAGAAGAGGAAGCGAUUAAGCGGCUGACAGAUCCAGGGGAUAAUUUGAGCCUCACGCGUUUGUGACUAUGUAUCGUUGUGAUUAUACUGUUUAGAUAAAAAUGUCUGGUAAAGCAGGUGCUUCUAGGAAAACAGCUCAACAGGUGAAAAGAAGUUUUAAACAAAGAGCCAAUAAGGAAGCGGAUUUGCCAGAGAAUGAGGUUGGAAACACAGCAAAAAGAAACAGAAGUCAUGCAAAGCAUCUGUCCUCUAAAGUAACAGAACAAGCAACGUGUGUUCAUCUAAAACGGGUAAAAAUAUCAUCCAACAAGAGAGCAACCUGGCAACCUCUUCCAAAGGAUACUGAAGAGUAUUUGCAAAGUAUGAUGGAAUCAGUAAUUCUUGGAAUUUUAUUCAACGUAAAAAGAAAAGAACAAAUUCAGUAUCAUCUCAACCAAUUGAAGAAAAGACUACUACAACAGUGUGCAACACUGAAAGUCCCUCCAAGAAAGGUGAACUAUUUAACGGAUGUGUCAAAAAUGCUGAAAAUGGAAAAGGCACAGGAAAGAGCGAAUGAAGAGAGCCUGGCUUCACUGCAGGAAGAAAUAGACAAAAUAGUAGAGACAGCAGAGUCAAUGACUGAGAGUAUUCAAAGCCUAAAGAACAAAAUUCAUAUUCUGACAAAUGAAGUAGAAGAGGAGGAACAGGAGGUGAAACAGGUAUUUCACAUAGAUAGCAAUAAAGUACUUGCUCUUCCAGAACUUUCUCAGAAAAGUCUUAAGGCACCCAUACUUCAAGAAGAAAUUUUGGCACUAAUUCCAAACCAGAAUGCUCUUCUGAAGGACUUGGAUGUUCUUCAUGAUUCAGCCCCAGUGAAGAACGUGUCAGCAUUCAUUGAAGAAGCCUAUAGGAAACUUGACUCCUAAAGAGUUGGAUUUUGUUUUGGUGUUUAAGCUGUGUUCCAUAUUAAUUUAUUGUUGAUUAAUUGUAAAACUCUUUUUCUU